CCCUGGCGCUUUGUUUUUGUGCUCGUCGGGGGCUCGGGAGCUGUACCCUCAGCACAAGCUUCGAAGCGCACCGCAGGAGAGCCACGCGUUCUUUUCCGCACAGGUCGCUCCCGCAGCCGGUCCCGCGGCGGCGCUCUUGCCGCUCGGUCCUAGCGCGAGCGCAUCGGAUCGUAUCGCAUCGCAUCGGAGGGGCGCGAGAGGCCGGGGGAGCGCAGCGAGCGAGCGCCUACAAGGGACGCAAGAAGAGAGCGGCUCGAGUCCCAGCGUCCGAGCGGAAGGAGGACCCAUGGCACAGGGGGAGGGCAUUAGGGACGUGUGAAGCCACUUGACUUCACUUGCUUGGACCCAGAUGAUUGUCCUUCCCCAGGCACGGAUGGCAGAGUGCGCGCUGGGAUCGCAGCCCCCACGCCCGACGACUCCCAGGCGGAGACCCCCGCUGUGGAUGUAGGUGGUCCUCAGAGAGGAGAAGGAGGCCGACUUCUCAGCGGGCUUCUCCAUGAGUCACUCUCCAGCAGCCAUGUUCGCCAGGAGGCCGAGCGCUGGCGCGCAGACCGCCGGCAGGGGAGGAGAGGCGGUCUGUCAGCCGCAGGCUUCCCCCACACUGGGUGGACUGGGCACCGGGGGUCUCCGGACUGACCCGCCAUCCCCCGUCGUUGUCACUUUACCUCCGAUCAGGAACACUGCCUCGCUGACGCUUACUGGCAAUAAGCAUACAAUGAAUGACCACUUGCACAUUGGGAACCACCAGCAGAUCCAUGCUCAGCAGUUGUUUGAGGAAAAUGGCAACAAGCGGACAGUGCUGACAACACAGCCCAAUGGGUUGACACCGGUGAGUCGAGGAAGUCUCCCAGUGCCUGAUAGGCCCCAGGAGGGCACCCAGUUUCGUCAAAGCAGCUCUGCUUCCCUCAAGUCCUCUGACAGCAAGUGCAAACCCAUCUCUAUGACACCUGAACAGGCCAUGAAGCAGUACUUGUCCAAGCUCACAGCAUUUGAGCACCAUGAAAUAUUUAGCUACUCAGAGGUUUAUUUUAUUGGUCCAAAUGCCAAGAAGCGGCCAGGUGUGAUUGGGGGCUCCAACAAUGGAGGCUACGACGAUGAUCAGGGCUCCUAUAUUCACGUACCCCACGACCACAUUGCCUACCGUUACGAGGUACUCAAGGUAAUUGGAAAGGGCAGUUUUGGCCAGGUGGUGAAGGCCUAUGACCACAAGAUGCACCAACACAUAGCACUCAAAAUGGUGCGGAAUGAGAAGCGCUUUCACCGGCAAGCGGCGGAGGAGAUACGGAUCCUAGAGCACCUCCGCAAGCAGGAUAAGGAUGUGACCAUGAACGUUAUCCACAUGCUGGAGCACUUCACAUUCCGCAACCACAUCUGCAUGACUUUUGAGCUGCUCAGCAUGAACCUCUAUGAGCUCAUCAAGAAGAACAAGUUCCAGGGUUUUAGCCUUCCGCUAGUGCGCAAGUUUGCUCACUCCAUCCUCCAGUGUCUGGACUCUUUGCACAAGAACCGGAUCAUCCACUGUGACCUCAAACCUGAAAACAUACUGCUCAAACAGCAAGGCCGUAGUGGAAUAAAAGUUAUCGACUUUGGCUCCAGCUGCUAUGAGCACCAGAGGGUCUACACGUACAUCCAGUCCCGUUUCUACCGUGCACCAGAAGUCAUCCUGGGAUCACGCUACGGAAUGCCUAUUGACAUGUGGAGCUUGGGUUGCAUUCUGGCGGAAUUACUCACAGGAUACCCACUUCUUCCAGGUGAAGAUGAAGGGGACCAGCUUGCAUGCAUCAUUGAAUUGCUGGGCAUGCCAUCCCAAAAGUUGCUGGAUGCGUCCAAAAGAGCCAAAAACUUUGUCAGCUCUAAGGGUUAUCCCCGGUACUGCACAGUCACCACCCUGUCGGACAGUUCCGUUGUGCUGAACGGGGGCCGCUCCCGCCGGGGCAAGGUGAGGGGUCCCCCUGGAAGCAAGGACUGGGUGACAGCUCUUAAAGGCUGCGAUGACCCUCUCUUUCUGGACUUUCUUAAGCAGUGCCUGGAGUGGGAUUCCUCACUGCGUAUGACCCCCAGUCAGGCUCUGCGUCACCCAUGGCUCAGGAGACGGUUGCCAAAACCCCCUACAGGGGAGAAAACCUCCGUAAAGCGAAUCACAGAGGGCUCAGGUGCUAUUACAUCAAUUUCCAAAUUACCUCCGACUUCGGGAUCAGUCACCAAGUUAAGGACGAGUUUGACACAAAUGACUGAUGCUAAUGGGAAUAUACAACCACGAAUAGUGUUGCCAAAAUUGGUCAACUAAAUUCUGACAUCUCUCUCAUAAUUUAUUUUUAAUAGGACAUAUUUACAUCUCAGUGCAGUAGGAGAAGAAAAAUGCAUACCACUGCUGAGCAUUACUCAAAGUGUGACAAUUUUAGAGUUAGUAUUGGUUUUUCAUGCGUAAUCACUUCAUAAUUAUGAGUUUCUGUGCAAGUUUUGCUUCUUCUUUGACUAAAACAUGUAAAGGGAACAGUGCUUUUGGGUUCUUGAGGACUGUGUACAGUGUUGCAGGUUGCCAGCAUUAAUGCAGUCUGGCCAAAUAUAUUAUGAAGCCCAGCAGCUCUGUAAUGUAGACCUCGAGGAAGAAGAUGUGGCUGGCCACAAUAAAGUAGUGUUGACCUCUACUGUUGAAUGGGUCUUAGAAAGUUUGUCUUUUGAAAGUUGUGAGAUCUUUGUAGCUCUUGCAAAAAUGUGUACCUCUUUUCUAUUUAUGUUGCAAGAAGAAAACCUUUUUUGGGAGGAGAGGGUUAUUUCAAUGGUUAGAACAAGAAUGUACAAUAAAAGUGAUGAAAGAAUGCAGAGAAGAAAAAAGAAGGAAGCAGCAGACUAUGAGGAAGGGCAAAGGAGAAAAACAUGCAAAAAAAGUUUUUGUUUAAAAGUAUGUUUACAUGAUAGACUUGGUAUGUGCCUGAAAUUCUCUUGACAUUCCUUAAGAACAGGGAAGAUGGAUGUGCAAGUAAGGUACACUAUUCCUGUAGAACAUUUGAAGGGGAAGUCGAGUGCUAUCAAAAAUGUUGGGUUCGCGGAAACAGAAAUCUUCUCCAAAGUUACUCAGCUGAAAGAAAAUGAAACUAUACUCUUAGGAAGUGAACUGUUGUGCUACAUUACCUUGUUGUAAGGUAAUGUAAUUCCGAAGAGUCCAGAAACACCAUAGUCGUGAUUGCUCUCUUUAGUCAUUUUUCUGCUAAUGCACUAUUUACCCAGUUUUUGGUCCAAGAGUACAUCAGAGGGGGGUGCGGUGGCGCAG
Scleropages formosus (Asian bonytongue) is the source of this 3271-nucleotide messenger RNA. RefSeq names its product dual-specificity tyrosine-(Y)-phosphorylation regulated kinase 2 (gene dyrk2). Gene Ontology annotation, cellular component: cytoplasm; nucleus; cytoskeleton. NCBI's taxonomy places the organism in Eukaryota, Metazoa, Chordata, Actinopteri, Osteoglossiformes, Osteoglossidae. The transcript is spliced from 3 exons. The coding region runs from base 497 to 2287 and encodes 596 amino acids. Gene Ontology annotation, molecular function: ATP binding; protein serine/threonine kinase activity; protein serine/threonine/tyrosine kinase activity. Gene Ontology annotation, biological process: peptidyl-serine phosphorylation; peptidyl-threonine phosphorylation. The record is from RefSeq and is a predicted model, not a curated record.